UCUCAGUAGCAAAUCGCGCCCCAGUGGACUCUCGCAGUUGAAAAUGGCUGUCUCCACUCUGAUACCUCAUGAUGGCUCCAAGUCUUCAGAGCUAGGGACUUUCCCCGUGCGCUGCUCCUCCCUCAGAAAGAACGGAUUCGUCAUGAUCAAGGGACACCCCUGUAAAAUAGUGGACAUGUCCACUUCAGCACCGGGCAAACAUGGUCACGCCAAGAUUCACUUAGUGGGAUUUGAUGUCUUCACGAAGAAGCGGUAUGAGGAUGUCCAUCCGGCCACCCACAAUAUCGAUGUGCCCGAGAUACGCAAGUGUGAAAUGCAGCUGGUAUCUAUUGGUUACGAGGGCGCUAUGGCGGUGAUGGAUGACAACGGGUAUUUGCAGCACCAUCUGAACCUACCGGGGGGUCCACUGGGGACCGAUAUCCGCGAAAAAUAUGACGCAGGCGACUAUGUCAUGAUUGUCGUUUUGAAGGCUCUAGGACAAGAGGCAGUGCACGGUUACAAAAUCGCCAAGGACUGAUUCACAAGCCUGUGCGCAUGUUUAUCUCAAGAGUAAAUCAUGGACGUAAAUGCCUAUCAACUACAAUGAAAAACAGCAUAUAGGUGUAUUAAUACGAGUAGGUCUGUACGUAUAUUUAAAUACGUUAAAAAUGGACUAAGAUAGCCUUUAACGGUUUCUUCACACCUUGUCCAUAGGGCUUGUAUUAUCUAUUUUGAGGUAUUUUAAUCUUAGAUUAUUAGAGGAAAUCCUCACUCAAACUCGACAAUAUUUUUAGACGGUAUACAAGCAUAUGUUGUUCACUUCCAUAAAUUAUAUUUGUUCAAAACUCUUUCUUCCUUUUUCUCCAAAAAAAUGUUCCAAUCAAUCCUUGUAUAUCAAGCCUUAUCCUUAAUAUUGUAAAUAAUGAUUUACGAAAUCUUCCUUUGGCCAUUUGCCAGCCAUCACACUGUCGUCGCUGUUCUGGUUUUAGUCCCUGUGCUGUACGUCUAUCAUACUGUCGUCGCUGUUCUGGUUUUACCUAUAUGCUGUACGUCUAUCAUACUGUCGUCGCUGCUCUGGUUUUUCUUCCAUGCUGUACGUCUAGCACACUGUCGUCGCUUCUCUGGUUUACUUCUAUGCUUUUCGUUUAUCACAUUGUCGUCGCUGUUCUGGUUUUACUUCUAUGCUGUACGUCUAUCACACUGUCGUCGCUGUUCUGGUUUUACCUCUGUGUUGUAUGUCUAUCACACUGUCGUCGCUGCUCUGGUUUUACUUCCAUGCUGUACGUCUGUCACACUGUCGUCGCUGUUCUGGUUUUACUCUCU
Messenger RNA from Liolophura sinensis, 1302 nucleotides. Its product is annotated as eukaryotic translation initiation factor 5A-1-like. Gene Ontology annotation, biological process: positive regulation of translational termination; positive regulation of translational elongation. Lineage: Eukaryota; Metazoa; Mollusca; Polyplacophora; Chitonida; Chitonidae. Gene Ontology annotation, molecular function: translation elongation factor activity; RNA binding; ribosome binding. Bases 44 to 517 code for a protein of 157 amino acids. The record is from RefSeq and is a predicted model, not a curated record. The transcript has 5 exons.